Molecule: messenger RNA, 3433 nt
Organism: Clarias gariepinus (North African catfish)
Lineage: Eukaryota; Metazoa; Chordata; Actinopteri; Siluriformes; Clariidae
Gene: nkpd1
Product: NTPase, KAP family P-loop domain containing 1
Exons: 5
Coding region: 177-2360 (727 amino acids)
Source: RefSeq, a predicted model, not a curated record
AUCAGCUGUUUGUUUUUCAUCAUAAAACACACCCUCUUAUGUUCUGCUGUUUGAAGGAAUGUGGACAGCACUGUGAACGUUGUGAUAAACCUCUUGGCUUUAGUUCCUCUGUAUCAGGCUAGCUGGAGGAGAGAUUUUGUUCAUAUUUUCUAGACACAGUGAGACAGGAGAGAAUAAUGGUAAAAGGUAACAUGUACACAGAUAAAGUAUAUGCAUAUGCAUUAUACAAAAUGCUUGCAAAAGUUGAUUCUCCACUGACGGUGGGCUUAUACUCAUCAUGUCACAGCAGGAUUAAAAUGAUUCUCACAAGCAUUGAAGGUCACAUAAAUGAUGAAGAAAAGAAAAAAAAGGAGAGUAAAAGAAGCAGGUCCUCUAUUGGCCAUCUGAUUUCACUAAUCUUCCGUCUUCUUUUCUAUCGCCCAGUAUGGACAGGAAAAAAAGGGAGAAAGGAACGCAACCGCUAUGUGUUUGUGAGAUUUAGUGCUUGGAACUUUGCAGGAAGUGACAUGCUCUGGGCUGGCUUGGUGAUGCAGUUGUGCAACGCUCUUCAGAACACUUUCGGCAAGCUUCAGCUCAGCCUCUUCCGAAUAGCUCAAUAUGAUGCAGAAAAAGAUGCUAUGAAAAAGAAGAUUGAGGAAAGCUCCAAAGUCUGGAGGUCGAAGAAGGUCUGCUGCUGCCCACUCUGGGCCUUCGUCCUGGUGAGCCUGAUGGUUUGCCUCUUUAUUUUGGUACCAAUCAUUAUUUUUUCAUUUCCUGGCCUAAAACCUCAAAGAGAUGGAAACCAUGACGAAACGGAUGGAGUGUUCGAGGGGUUUAUCAUUGCAGUGUUAGGAGUGCCUGCAGUGGGAGCCAUGAGAUUUAUGUUUUUGCUGAUAAAGAACCUUAUUUUUAGCCAGGAUGCAAAUGUCAGAAAUGCCUUAGACAAUAAGAAGAUCAGCGAGCAGUUGGGGUUAAUGCAUGAAGUUCGGAAGGAGAUAAGGUUGCUCUCAUGCUUUAUUCACUUCAUGGAAAAUUUUGAGCAGCAAAAGAUAAAAGUGGUGCUGGAAAUCACCAACUUGGACUGCUGCACUCCAGCUAAAAUUGUUGGGGUCUUGGAUGCCAUUAGCAUACUUCUUACUGACGAGGAAAGCCCUUUCAUUUCUCUAGUUGCUGUUGACCCAGAGGUUCUUACUCAAAAAAUAGACCAGGCAAAGGAUUGCUUCAGUAAAAAGGACAGAGCUUAUGGCUUCCUGGACCGCAUAAUCACACUGCCAUUCACAGUACCACCUUUAUGUGAGUUGUCAAAAUGCAAGGUCUUUAAAAACAUUUUAUCAGAUCAGUCUGAAAUGCCUUCUGAACCUCGAGGAGAAGAGGUCGAGAAUUUAUGUAGCAUAAAGACCUCUGUUUCUUUAGAAGAUGUACCUUUGAUAGAAAGCAGGCUGCAUGAUGAAGGCCACGUCACUUCCCUGAGAGCAAAUGAGACCACAUUCUAUAUGUUUGAUGAAAAUAAAGUGGAGAGUUUCAUCCAGGAAGCAUUCCAAAGCAUAUACUUAAGUGACAAAAGUAGGCUUCACAUUUAUGUCUCAGAAAAUACAGUGUCUAUGAGGAGGGUCACCAAUUCUGUCAGAGCGUCCAUGAUGGUCAUUAAUGCUCUUGAUGUUGAGGUUCCUCCACCUGAAAGAGUUGCUGCUUGGGUUGUACUGGUAGAUCGCUGGCCUUGUAGACUAAGUUGGAUACUUCAGUGUAUGGAAGAUGAACAUCAGACUCUGCAGAUUGAUCAAGGCGUGGUUGAGAUUGAUUACAGCAGGACGCUAUGGAAUGUGUUCAGUGAGCACAGGAUAGAGCUCUACAUAAUUAAGGAGGACGUGGAGAAGUUCCUGGAAAGAGAUGAUGAUCCUGAGCUGUUUGAAAUGUUUCUCAAAAAGGACUACAAAUUUACAGUCAGAGAGGCAGAUCAGCUUAAAGAGUAUACAGUUAAUCUGGACUGUUCUAUCAAGAAUGAGUUGGCAAGGAUCAGACAAAUCAACCCUCUGGGAGCAAUAGGAAAGGAAAAAUUCAAGAAUUUGUCUCCAAACACUGUAUUUAACAUGUCCGUGGAAGACGUUUGCAAUGAGUUAUCAAAGAUAAAUCUUCCUGAAACAUAUGCUGAAAUUGUAAAACAAAAUGGUAUAAAUGGACGAACACUGCUUCUUAGUGACCCAGCUGAUCUGAGACAGGUCAUGCAAAUGAAUCUUGGUGAAUGGACAACUUUUAGGAUUCACUUUCUUGGAGUCAUGUCACCUCAUCAUCUGAGUAAAACUAGAUCAUCACCGGUUAUCUCAAACCAUAAUGCAGUUUGUCCCACUAGUAUGUGUAGUAGAAACCACAUGAAUCAUAUUUAGUAUUGUUCCAUCUGUAUUGUUGGUCAUAAUCAUCAAACCGAAAAUUCUUGUAGAAAUCCAACAACUUAUAAUUUUGGCUGCAUUGUACAUAAUAAAUAAAAUGUCAUAGUGUCACUUCCAGGAUGGGAAAACUAUUAUUAAAUAAUUAGCCAGAUAUUAUGUUCAACUUGCUUCUAAAGGUGGCAGACAUACAUAAAUUCAGUACUCAAGGUUUAGUACUUGCCUAAAACUGUACUCCACUACAAAUAGAAGAAGCACUUUAUUUAUUUAUUUAUUUAUUUUUUACUCAAGCGGAAUCCGUAAGUAUAUUCUUUAAGUUCUAAGCAAUGUCUAUCUGACUGAUUUACUGAUAAACAGCAUUUAAAAAAAAAGAAUUUUAAACACUCCUGAAGUUAAUUCUGUUGAUCUUUAACCAGAACAAAGUAUAUGUUUUUAGACAAAGGACGUUACAGCUGUUGAUUGUUCUGUAACUUUUAGCAUUGGUGAGGUUUAUGGAUAAAGAAAAGACCACCUUAAAAUGAUUCAAUAGCUGCUCUACCAUGCUGGUAGUUUUAUUUCAAGUCUUAGUGAUUAGCACUGUCUCCUAGAACCUCCGAGUUCCAGAGUCAGUCCCUCCCUCAGGUCUGUGUUCAUGGUGGCUUGUGUCCUAAGUCUCCUGAGAUAGCAUUUAGUCCCCCUGUGACCUUAUAUACAUGAUGAAGACGAUAGAUGAUGAAUGACUAAGUGAAAAUAUUGAAGGUUAUAUAAUAUAUAUAAUAUAUAGUGAAUAACAGACAGAUUAAAAUAAAAAAUGCAGGAAGCAUUGUUAGCAUCUUUAAAUACUUCAGUAACUUUAGUUAACGUAAGUACUGUAGUCUACACAAUUAAACCGAAUACAAUAAGGUUAAAGGAAGUGCUAGAAUUUCAGAAGCUUGUUACAAACAAAUGCUGCCAUGAAACACAAACCAAAUGCAUAAGAGUUCAUAAAGAGUUCAUGUAAACACUUUCUAAGUGAAAAGAAAUUCAAUGCAAUUUUAUGUGAUUGUCAGCUGAAAAGUAACAAGUGUUGAUUUAAAAUGUAGCAAGUAAAAGUA